Molecule: messenger RNA, 1879 nt
Organism: Glycine soja
Lineage: Eukaryota; Viridiplantae; Streptophyta; Magnoliopsida; Fabales; Fabaceae
Product: alanine--glyoxylate aminotransferase 2 homolog 1, mitochondrial-like
Exons: 10
Coding region: 153-1625 (490 amino acids)
Biological process (GO): glyoxylate catabolic process
Cellular component (GO): mitochondrion
Molecular function (GO): L-alanine:glyoxylate transaminase activity; pyridoxal phosphate binding
Source: RefSeq, a predicted model, not a curated record
CCUCGCGUCGCGUGUCAGAGUAACUCGUGACUCACUCACUCGCUACAACACAAACACGGUAAUAAAAUAAUACCACUGUUUAUAUAUAUAAACCCACCCUCCCUCGAGUUUGAGUUCAUCGCAAAAUCAGAACCCAACUAACCAAACCAGCUAUGGCGGCGAUGCAGAGGCCACUCAAGAGAACCAUUGCAAUCGCCAAGCUACGCGCGUGCUUUUCCUCUCUCCGACCCGCCGCCGCCGCCGACAUCGUCGCGUCUCCUCCGCCGCAGCUCCCGCCGUUCGAUCACCAGCCGCACCCUUACAACGGUCCCUUCGCCGAUGAAGUCCUCGCCAAGCGCAAAACGUUCCUCGGUCCUUCCGUCUUCCACUACUAUAAGAAACCUUGUCGAUGCGUUUCCGACCAGGCAAAGAUUUACGGAUUUAGCAAGCUGAAUAUCGUGGAAGGGAAGAUGCAAUAUCUGUAUGAUGAUAGUGGGAGGCGUUACCUUGAUGCAUUUGCGGGGAUAGUUACUGUUUCUUGCGGACAUUGCCACCCUGAAAUCUUGAAUGCCAUCACGGAGCAGAGCAAACUUCUGCAGCAUGCUACAACCAUAUAUCUACAUCAUACAAUAGGUGAUUUUGCUGAGUCAUUGGCAGCAAAAAUGCCUGGAAACCUUAAGGUUGUUUAUUUUGUAAAUUCUGGUUCAGAAGCAAAUGAAUUAGCAAUGAUGAUGGCCCGUUUAUAUACUGGUAGUCUUGGUAUGAUUUCUUUGAGAAAUGCAUAUCAUGGGGGGAGUUCUAGUACACUUGGUUUGACUGCUCUGAACACGUGGAAAUACCCAAUUCCAGAGGGCCAUGUUCAUCACGUUAUGAAUCCAGAUCCAUAUCGUGGAGCCUUUGGUGCAGAUGCUGCUAGUUAUGCAAAUGAUGUCCAAGACCAUAUUGACUAUGGAACUUCUGGAAAAGUUGCUGGAUUUAUAGCUGAAACAAUGCAGGGAGUUGGAGGAGCUGUUGAACUGGCACCAGGGUAUUUGAAACUUGUUUAUGACAUUAUACAUAAGGCUGGUGGUGUCUGCAUUGCCGAUGAAGUUCAAACUGGGUUUGGUCGAACAGGAAGCCAUUAUUGGGGAUUUGAGACACAGGGUGUCAUUCCUGAUAUAGUUACCAUGGCAAAGGGUAUUGGCAAUGGUCUGCCAUUAGGAGCUGUAGUUACAACUCCAGAAAUUGCAAGUGUGUUGGCCCAAAAGAUUCAAUUUAAUACCUUUGGUGGGAACCCCGUUUGCUCUGCUGGUGGACUUGCAGUGCUUAGGGUUCUUGAUAAGGAGAAGCGUCAAGCUCACUGUGCCGAUGUUGGAUCUCAUUUGCUUGAACGAUUGAGAUUUCUCAUGGAAAGACAUGACAUCAUAGGAAAUGUAAGGGGAAGGGGCCUAAUGGUAGGCAUAGAGUUGGUCACUGACCGAGACAACAAGACACCCGCAAAGGCUGAAACUGCUGUCGUGUUUGAAAAACUCAGAGAGCUUGGUGUGCUAGUUGGGAAAGGAGGACUUCAUGGCAAUGUUUUCAGGAUCAAGCCACCAAUGUGUUUCUCCAAAGAUGAUGCAGAUUUUCUUGUGGAUGCCUUGGAUUAUUCUCUAUCAAAGUUGUGAGCUGAUUGUGCAUAGCAUGAAAUGAAAUCUUCGAUAUUGGAACCAAAUUACUACAAGCCAACAACAAAAGUUCGUUUAGUUCAUAGAAAUCACCAUGAAUAAUGUAAUGUUCUCCACGUUGCCAAGAGAGGGGUUUCCCUCCCUUAGCUGAGCAUUAUAAGUUGAAUGCAAACUAUUUUGUAUAUAAAUUUGGAUUCAUAACAUCAAAAUAAAGAGUAAUGUUUAAUUCCAAAUAGAAAGAGACUACAUUUGCA